Molecule: messenger RNA, 1267 nt
Organism: Tribolium castaneum (red flour beetle)
Lineage: Eukaryota; Metazoa; Arthropoda; Insecta; Coleoptera; Tenebrionidae
Exons: 2
Coding region: 16-1239 (407 amino acids)
Source: RefSeq, a predicted model, not a curated record
ACGUUCUCCAGUACCAUGACAAACGCUGCGCUUGAAUCCGAGAUAAAAACCUGGCUGACACCGGCCUUAAAAAGAGAAAAUGUGUCCAAUUUCUCCGUGAAAAUUCUGGGAAAUUCGGAAAAAGGUGACGGUUACUUGGGCGACAUAGUUUUCGUCGAGGUGACAACAACUGGAAAACAACUCAAUCUUGUCCUCAAGUGUAGCAAACGCUCGAAAGCGCUCCGGGAAAAUUCUCCAGUAAAAAAUGCUUUUUUGAACGAGAUUUUCGUGUAUGAAAAGCUCCACCCGACUUUCCUCCAAUUCCAGAAAAACCAAAACUGUGAAAAACCCUUCGCUGCGUAUCCGAAAUGUUACGGCACUUUUAUCGGCGAUGAAAUGGAAGUGAUAAUCUUGGAAAAUCUGAAGAAAAGUGGGUUCGAAUUGUGGCCGAAAAAGGAGCCUUUGUCGCGGAAAUUGGUCGAUUUGGUGGUCACUGAGUACGGGAAAUAUCACGCGAUUUCGGUGGCAAUGAAGGAAAAACUGCCGGAAAAAUUCAAGCAGUUGGCGGACACAGUCAUUAACGUUUUCAAAGAGUUUGGUAAAAUUGAGUCGAUGGAGAACAUGUUCGUGGCACCAAUUCAAGAUUCGUACAACUUGCUCAAAGGGGAAGUUGACGACAAAAUUCUCGAAAAGUGGAAGAAUUUCGAAAAUGAUGUUAGCUUUAUUUUGAAUGAUUUGGACGAAGGGUUUGAGGGAUUAAGGGUGAUUUUGCACGGAGAUUGCUGGAGCAACAAUUUUAUGUAUUUGUUUAAGGACGGCGACCAAAAUCGCCCGUUAAAAGUCGCAAUCAUCGAUUGGCAAAUCGCAAGAUACACAUCGCCAGUCUUCGAUCUAUCCUAUUUCCUUUUUUCUUGCCUCUCGGAGAGGGAUUUGGGAAAUUUGGACGAUAUUUUGGCCACUUAUUUUGACUCUUUUACCGGGCAUUUGAAAAGUUUAGGGAUUAGUGAGCCAGAGUUGUUGUAUUCGAAAAAUGAGUUUCUCAAAGAUUGGACCAGAUUUUGUAAAUUUGGAGUUUUGAUGAGCACUAUUUUGAUGAAAAUUGUUUCGACUGAUAAGGACGAAGUUAUGGAUAUAGCCGAAGCUGCAGAAAAGGGGAAAAGUAUCACGGAAUCUUUCCUUAACGAGAUUCGAGACAAGGAUAAUUUCAAGAGGCGAAUGAGAGCGAUUAUUGAAUACGUUGUUAAAAAUAAUUUGAUUUAAGCGAUUAAUAAAAACUGAGAACAACAAA